AUGUGGCCCUCUCUAUCAACGUUGCUCGGGUUGCCUAUCCUGGCCCUCAUCUCUAUCCCCCUCAUUCUCUCAGCAUGGGUUACAAUCUCCGCUGCGCUUUUUGCACUGAUAUUCAGACUAUCAGUAGUCUGUGUUGAGCUAGUCUGUGGAUUGGUCGUGCAUUUCUUCUCUGUGCCAACGUCACCUACCUCAUCAUUAUUGGCAUUCGCGGCGUCAGAACCUACAACCCCAGCUGCUGGUAGAUCAAGAAGGAAUUCCAGCCAAACGACGACACAUCCGCCAAAAGUAAUUGAUCCUCUCGCUUCCUGGGCUACUGGCACCAGUCUGGACUAUCCAGCAAACCGCAAAAUGAACUCUUAUGCACGGAGCAUGAUCGAGGCCCACAACUUAUCUACCCCAACAGCCACCGUUUACGGCCUGCCUAUAAGCGGUGAUGAAAGGCGAGACUUCGAAGGCGUAGGUGGGUGGCGCUCGUACCGGGCAUCAAAAACACGCAGCUCGCAUACUCCGCACGAGAAAGCCAUCUCGACCUCGUCCUCUUCGACACAUAGCACCGGCGACGUCGAUCCAGACGUAGAUAUCGACGCAGACGAGCGAGCCUGGCUUUCACUAAACAAUCGACUGGAGCUCCCCUCGCAGCUCGUCACGCUAUGCACAAGUGUGCACGCCGGAAGCACCCUAACCAGCGCCGAAAGCGCUGACUGGCGCAAUGGCCGAAGCAAUUUCCACUCGCUGACGGGAGCAGCGGGCUCACAGAGCAGCUACUCCGAGAAGCAAAGAAACGGAUCAAGACACCACCACCGCUCGCUGACGACUUCCUCGCUAACGACCUCUGACCGGCGCACGGGUACGGGACUCUCCCUAGCGCUGUCAACCAGGCCUGAUAAUGCAGCUAUUCAUUCGAGAGAGUACGGCCAUUCGAUGUUGUCAUCAGCAGCACGACCCGCGGCCCCUUUCAUGACGCCCCAGCCAUACGCGCGGCUGGAUUCGAACUCGCUUUCCCAGUUGCUGGCUCUCCCGCGCGCUGUCCCUGCCAGCGGCGUACCGUUCACGAGCUCCUAUCUCCCCGGCACUGGGGAUGGGCUGGGCCACAGCUUCGGGAGCAAUAGUAGCGGCGGGAGCUUUGCAAACGGAGGCGGGGGUGGGUAUUUUUCUUUGAGGCGGCCUGGGUCUUCUGGUAGCCAUAUUCUCUCUGGAAGAGUUAGCCCCAGUGCUAGUGGAUGUACUACACCCGGGUUGGGUCUGUCGACUGAGGAGCGUGAUGCUCCAUCGGUGAGGCUAGCGCGCUUGAUGGCGCAUUAUCCCACUAGCCCUAGGCGUCGGAGACAAAGUAUCUCUGGGCCGAAUUCGAGGGGAUAG
Penicillium egyptiacum is the source of this 1359-nucleotide messenger RNA. The record is from the annotation of a GenBank genome assembly. Lineage: Eukaryota; Fungi; Ascomycota; Eurotiomycetes; Eurotiales; Aspergillaceae.